UGCCAAGGAGGAGGUAGCUCCCGAACCACGGAGACAGCGGGUUGGCUGCCUUGGAGGGGCGUGGGAAGCGGGCGCACCUCGGAGAUCUGGGCAGGGUUGGUCGCGCGCAGGAGAUCGCUGGGUUCUUCUGGCUCAGAUGAGACCUCUCCUGCUCAGGAGCAGCUUGGGCAAGAGGAAGAGCUUGGUGGUGGCAUCGUCAGGUCUUGAGGAACCGUCCGAGAUUUACUGGUUGGCUCCUUGUGGCCGGGCGCGCUCAGCUGGCAGUAGCAGGAGACGUUCUCCUGGACCGUGGUGGGCCACCACUGCUGCUAUCUCUACUGGUGGCUCCCAGCGCCAUGUCGACCUCCGAGGAGGAGGAGUGGAGCCUGGACCCCUUGGCCAGCCCCGAGGAGGAGAGCCCCCCACGGCGGGGCAACCAGCGCGGCCCCCGGGGCAACCUCACCACGAGCACCACCAACCAAGCUUUGGUGCAGCUGGUCUGCCAGAAGAACCUCCACCGGCCCGCCGACAGGGCUCUCCUCUCCAUCCUAUUCUUCCGCAGUGACCCGGAUUCAAGAGCCAUCGGCGACAAGAUCGAGCAGGCCCUUGACCUGGUGAAGACCCACCUGGUGUACACCGUGCGAGAGGAGGUGGACCUCCUGAAGGACCAGAUCCGAGAGCUUCUGGAGAAGAAUGGGCGUCUGCAGCGGGAGAACCACCUUCUCAAGAACUUGGCAAGCCCAGAACAGCUCCAGAACGUCAAGUCCCAUCGGCCCCUGAAGGUCCGGCCAGCCUGCCCUGAGGACCUGAGAGCCCAGAAGAUGAAGGUCUACCAAGACCUUGAGAUCCUUCUCCCAGGUCCUUCUAGGAAACCAGGUGUCCCCCAUCUUAGAUCUGGCUCCUCCUCCCUCACUGCAGAACCUGGCAUUCCUCCCUCUUGAAAUUAACUUGGUGAGACUCAGGUGAAGUUGGUGGUCCAAGGAGACCUCGAAAACCUCCUCCCAGAUCCUGCUACCAAGCUCUGUUGCCCACUUUGACCUCCAGAUCCCUCCUCCAACUUGUGGACUCCUUCCCUCUCUCUGUCUGUUGGAGAUCGGGCUGGACUCGGAACUCGGGACUGUCCUGGGAUGAGAGGACCUAGUGGUGGAGCAGCAUGAUGAAGACCUGGGUUUUCUCACUCACAUCUUCUGGGGAAGGAGAUAUCGGAUAGGUGGAUCGGGGGAACGCUCUGGAUGUAAUUUACCUUGUAAUUUAUCAAAGCUUCUCUCUUUGAAUUUUGAAAUUUGGCAUUUACAUGGUUAGAGUUCCUACCUGCCUACCUAGUGUUCUUGCUAAAAGUUAAUAAAUAAUAAUAG
Lacerta agilis (Sand lizard) is the source of this 1334-nucleotide messenger RNA. RefSeq names its product protein bunched, class 2/F/G isoform-like. The transcript has 3 exons. NCBI's taxonomy places the organism in Eukaryota, Metazoa, Chordata, Lepidosauria, Squamata, Lacertidae. Gene Ontology annotation, biological process: regulation of transcription by RNA polymerase II. Bases 336 to 920 code for a protein of 194 amino acids. The record is from RefSeq and is a predicted model, not a curated record.